AUGCAGUCCUUUGCUCUGCAAUUUUUUUUCAUAUUGGCCUUAAUCUCUCUUUCAAUUGCCGCUUCUGGUUUUAAGUCGUCGACUCCUUGUAGUGGUGAUUUCCUACAAAUGGUGGCCUACAAAGAGAUGAAUAGUAAAGUAAACACCACCAAGUGCAGGAGAUUAUCAACUUUAGAAGCUCAAUUCGCUUGGAACUACGACAAAACCCGUCACAACCAGACCCAAAUCACCGUCCUCAUCGGCAUCAAGUUGAUCCCAGCCGAUAUGGGAUGGCUAGCCUGGGGUGUGAACCCUGACGUGCCACAAAUGGUGGGGACUCGAGCCAUCAUUGCCAUUAAGCUCCCGAACCAAACCACCCCAUUGCUCAACACUUACAACAUCACCGAAGAUAUUAAACUAGGGUGCAAACUCCAGCCUUCAAUAGAUCUUGAUUUCAGGGUCCAAAACAUGGCCGCAGUAAGUGAUGCAGGGUUUUUCGCAGUGUUUGUCACACUGAUUCUUCCCGAUCGACAAUACGAUAUAUCGAGCCUGAAUCAUGUCUGGCAAGUCGGACGUUUCGCAGAUGGCUUGGAACCGAUGAUGCAUUCGACGAGUCUCGGGAAUUUCGAUAGCAAAGAGGUUUUGGACUUGAGGACAGGGCGUUGUAGGAACAUUGGACGCCAUAGGCAACAUCUAAGAAAGGUUCAUGGGAUUUUGAACAUUAUAGGAUGGGGAACAUUGUUGCCUAUCGGAGUCAUUGUUGCAAGGUACUUCAAACAAUUUCCAUUUAAACUUGAUCCUUGCUGGUUUUAUUUUCAUUACUCUUGCCAAGUUCUGGGCUAUACCCUUGGAAGCAUUGGCUGGGGAAUCGGACUGUUGCUCGGACAUGAAUCGAAAUACUAUUCCUUCCAUCGACACCGCGUUCUCGGCGUCUGUAUUUUUGGAUUCAUUACCUUGCAAAUGUUAGCAUUUCGAUUCAAACCGGGUCGAGAAGACGAGUAUCGAAAACAUUGGAAUGUUUAUCACCAUUUUCUUGGGUACGCAUUGCUUGUGAUGAUCCCAGUGAACAUAUAUGAAGGGAUUAAGAUACUGAGGCCUGAUAAUAGAAUAUGGAAAUGGGCAUACGAUGGGAUCUUAGUGUUCCUGGCUAUGGUGGUUUUGGCACUUGAGAUUUACACAUGGGCUAAAUUCUUAUGUGCAAAAUACUAUAAGAAAGGUAAUCAAGGAUCAAAUUCAAGGCCUACCGAUGGCGGUCGCUUACAGAAGGAGAUGCAAGUCGAGAAAACUGAUCAAAGAGCCUGA
This is a messenger RNA of Hibiscus syriacus, 1281 nucleotides long. Its product is annotated as cytochrome b561 and DOMON domain-containing protein At5g35735-like. NCBI's taxonomy places the organism in Eukaryota, Viridiplantae, Streptophyta, Magnoliopsida, Malvales, Malvaceae. Bases 1 to 1281 code for a protein of 426 amino acids. The transcript is spliced from 3 exons. The record is from RefSeq and is a predicted model, not a curated record.